Molecule: messenger RNA, 1029 nt
Organism: Indicator indicator
Lineage: Eukaryota; Metazoa; Chordata; Aves; Piciformes; Indicatoridae
Exons: 1
Coding region: 1-1029 (342 amino acids)
Source: RefSeq, a predicted model, not a curated record
AUGGCUUUACCCAGUUACAAACUUCCAACAGCAAUUUUUAACCAGCUGCACAAGGAAAUGAGGCUUGAGCAGCUCCAGGGUACCUGCACCCCUGCUCCCAACGGCAGUCACCAGUUAGAGGGGAAGGCACAGCCGCACUUCCCUCCAUCAGGAACAAGAGGAAGUUUUCCGAAGGGCCAAGAUUCCCCAGCUCCGAACUUUGAACACCCCCCCAAAACGCUGCUGGGUGCUCAGCUCCCCCGCGGGACGAGCCGUGCGCCUGGGCUGCAGCACCGGCUGAGAGCUCCCAGAGCUCCGGAGCUGCACAAGGGAAGCUCGGACGGUCGCACUCAGCUUUCCCUAGCAACCCGGCUCGGUUGGGCGGGUAAAGAACUCUGCCGUGCCCCGAGGCUGCUCAAAGAGCCCGCUGUGCCUCAGGCUGGCACGGAGCUGUUCUGGGGUGCGGGAUCACCCCGUGUUCAGAGCCGGAGAGCCGCGGAGCGGCACGGCCCGCAGCAGCUUUCCGUUACACGUUUAAAGCGGCCGGACCCCGCUUUCCCCGGCGGCGGGAGGGGCCGUCCAACGGCGGGAAAGGCUCCGAAUAACCACGAGCCCGGACACUCCCGCGGCCACAGGGCGAGGAGACCCCGGCCCUCCCCAGCCCAGCCGCCGUACAGGCCUCGGCGGCCCCGGAGCCCUCACCGGGAAGCACUGCGCGGGGCCCGCGGCCGCCUCAGGAGCUCUUCGCCGGCGGCGGAGAGGCGGCGGGAAGGGCCGGCACUACCAUGGAGAACCCGCUGCCGGGCCGAGGCGAGCAGCGGGACACUGCACCGGAGGCAGGAGACGCCGCCGAACUUCCGGGGCCGCCGCCCCGCUGCCCGCGGCUCCCCCAUUGGGCGAUUCAAACAGGCCACGUCCCGGCCUGCCGCCGCCGCGUCCCGCCCCGCAACCGGCGCCGUCUGCAUAGUGACGGAGAGCUCCUCCCGGGCUGCCGCCCCGAGCGAGAAGCGGCUCGGCCCUCCCGUGCCGCGUGCUGGCGCCCGAGGCUGA